Messenger RNA from Lichtheimia ornata, 2514 nucleotides. RefSeq lists its product as uncharacterized. The transcript is spliced from 15 exons. The record is from RefSeq and is a predicted model, not a curated record. Bases 1 to 2514 code for a protein of 837 amino acids. Lineage: Eukaryota; Fungi; Mucoromycota; Mucoromycetes; Mucorales; Lichtheimiaceae.
AUGACCACGAUCCAUACCCUCAAGGUGUUUCCCGUGGUGUAUAUCACGGAUACAAUGUAUCAGAAAUACGAAAAGAAGCUCAUGCAGCUUGGAGAAGUGAAGAACAGCAAAAUUACAUUUGACACGAGGGAUCAGUAUUUCACUGUCAGUUCUCGAUCACCAGCAGCAGUGGAAGAGACUGUAUUGCAAAUCACGUACAGCUUGUUACCCCAUCUUUACAAGAGCAUGGAUGACGACAUGUUGAAUGGCACUUUCCAGACGAUCGAGGAUUAUGAAAAGAACAUGCAACUAAAGAAGGAUCAAGAGGAAGAAGAGGAUCUUGCUGCAGCAUUGUCGACCACGACCACUUUACGAGAUACUCCUUUAUCCACGCCAAUACCCAUGUCACGUGGUGAAUCAGCACCCACACCAACAAAACCCGAAGUUCAAGUUGUGGGACGACCAUUGGAUUUGGAAGAAUUGGAAGAUGAUACCAAAGAGAAACCAGCUGCAUCCGCAUCGACCAAGGCUGCUGCUGCUGCUGCCGCUGCACCCAGUUUGCUGGAUUAUCUGGACACGGACGAUUCCGAGAGUGAGGAUGACAUGCUUGAGGACACGUUUGUUUUCUCAAAGAAUAUCCAAAACCCGGCCGAGGUGCUUCAAGGCGUUAAUCCGCUCAAUGGCCAGCCUCUCAACUACUGCAAGGUUGUUGGUGAUGAAACCGAUACCAUUUGUGAAUUGGACAAUCGGGAAAUUAUUAUCAAGGGUUACAGUCAACGUGAUUUGAAAGAGGCUGCACAACGAUUUCGCAACAUCCAAAAGCUUUAUAAAGCACGUCGACGUCCUACUAUUAUUGUUCCAUGCGUCCAUUAUCCCACACAAUCCGACAAGUAUUGGUUGUACUUUGCCAAUCUCAACCGAUAUGCGCACAAGAGCUUUGUGGAUUUGAUGUAUGCGGAUUCCUUACGACCCUACUAUGUGCUGUUGCCUGUGUUUAAGGAUCCUGCCACCAAUCAGCUUCAGAAACCCAAAGAUCUUUUGGAUGUACCUGUGGCACCACCACCACAACAACAACAACAUCAGGCACCUAUGGCCCCCGUUGCUGCUGCUGCUGCUGUGCCAGCUAGACGUCCAGCUCCACCUCGUGCAGCAGCUCCUCCACAACAAAAACAACUACCACCACAAACACACGCAAUGCGUCCCACAACAGCUGCUGCACCACCACCACAACAACCAGGUUAUCGAAUGGCAACUGGUCCACCCCCUUCCGCAUACAUGAAUGCUCCUGCCUAUCAACAACAACCACAACAACCCAUGCAUGGUGAGGGAUUAUGGGGCGAGGAUCGAGGAUUUAGUAACAACUAUGCUGCCACCGGUCGAUCUAGAGCACCCAUGUUGUCACCCACUACACCACGACCUACUAGUAAUUACGCCAACAUGUCACCCAACUCGGAAGAUUUCCCAGCAUUACCCAUCAAUAACCAUGAUGUAUACCCAGCACCUACUAUGGCACCACCACAGCAACAACCACAACGUCGCGUCAUGCGUAUCAUGCCCCAACAAAGUACUCGAAAUGAUAAUGGUGGCCCUGUUUCAUUGCUUGAACAAGCAAAGCAAUACAACCUGCACAACAUGCAAACAGGAUUGAGCGAAGCUCUUGAUGGUAUUCGAGGAUUCCGUGGCGAGAUCCAAUUGUCGGCCAAACUUGGCAAAGUGUUGUGGACGAAUCUUACGAGUGAGAUCCAACGCAAGACCUGGGAAUUUGGUGAAAUCAAGGACAUUGUUGUCAAGGAGCAUGGUGUUCGACCUCUUUUCAAUGAUGUAACAACGGCCUAUGAAGAGAUUAUCACGCCUAUCUCGGAUAUUCUUCCCAAGCCAUACAACCGUACAGCAUGCUUUGAAAUCCAUACCAAGGCACGUAACCAGCCUGCUCUCCCUUACAAGCCCGUUGUCCUGAUCAUGAACCAGGGUAUCGUCGAAUUCAAAAAGGCGAUUAUACGCAAGACCAAAGUGGCUGAGAUCGAUUGGGUCUCGCUUGACAGAAAAUUCGACUUUCAAAUGUCUCUCACAACCCACGAAUUAGGCCGUACCGAUGUCAAGCCUUAUACCACAUUUUUGAAAAAGAUCUCCGUAUGUCCCAUUACGAGCCAGUUGACCUAUGAGAAUGUGCGUGAUUUCCUUGAAGUUGAUCACAUUUUGUACAAGCAAAAGACCCGUUAUCGUAUUCAUUUUCCUUUUGUUGUCGAGAUCACACGUGUGGAACGAGUACCCAUCAAACUUCAACCAUCGAAUGGCUAUGGUACGGAAAAGUUCCUUGGAUUGACCGGCAAAGGUGAAGUCUGGUAUGACUUUCAGGUGUAUUACACAUUGCAUGAUGAAGCUUUCAAGUCGAAUCUUAACCUGGGUGUGGGCAAGAUGCCUUCGUGGGAUGUGGAUAGUAUCUUAGGUCCUCAAGAUCAGCCCAAUGCUUUGAUCGACUAUGUCAAAUGUUUGCUUUUGCUGGUAGAGAAAUGUGAACCUUUAUUCAAUAACUAG